AUGUCUGAAAUUGAGAACGUUUGUCUCGAGGAGCUCAUCAUGUCUCGAAAACGUAAACGUCUACGACGGGCCAUCGACCCUUGCCUGGGAUAUUAUGAAUCUCCAUCGGUGGUGACCGAACGCGAAACCAAUGUGCCAUCAUCGCGCCCUGCGACAAGAUCGAAGCCUUUAUUGGAACAUGUUUCGCAGCCAGUAACUAGUCAUCCACCGCCGGCAUGGAUACCUCGUAAAAUGCAAGGCGAGGACCAGUUGCCAUCCGGAGAAGACACAAACUUGAUACCACCGAUUGCAUGCCUUCGAAACGACGGCGGAGACUCCCCACCCGGAUCCCCCAUGUACACUUCCUCAACACGAGCCAUGAGACGACCCAGGAAGUAUGAUGGACUCAGAAACAGGGUAGUCUUGAGUAGUGAAGAUCAUCAGGAAGCAGAGUCCGACGUUGAACGCUCCUCCCCAAUAACUGUGGAUGCUUUUCUGAGGAAAGCGAUGAGACGACCCAAGCGCAACGGGCUUAGAAACAGGGUCAUUUUGAGCAGUGAAGACCAUACAGCAGCUCCGCAAACAUCGAAGUCGGAAGAGGCUCGGAGUCGUAGAAAGAGGCAGCGACAGAGACGCCAUGAAGUCGACUCGGAUUACCAGCCAUCUUCGCAUGAAACCUCCCCUAGACUCGCCUCCCCCCGGCGCAAACUCCCAAAGGCUCCAUUCACAAAACGACUUGUCACCGCCGCAAUAAUGUCUCUCGUUCAUCCUAUAGACAGUCUCGUCACUGGAACCGCUCCAGAUGGUCGUCAGAGUCAGCGGCGUCCUCUACGUUUUGAACCCGCGCGAUCCGUCUCUCCACCCCCACCAAACUCUACGUGGUCUCUAACAGAUCCUAGAAAGACCGACCCCUUUCGAGACUCCUCGUUUGCUACAGGAGGUCCCAUGCAUGAUUCAUCCUUGGCUGCCCCUCGCAAACCUCUGAGCGCCUGGCAAACUCCUUGGAACCAGAUACCUAGCCGACCCGACGAUGCCAAACACAAGCUCCAGCGUAGAUCGUCCACAAUUCCACAGGGCUCAGAAGUGAGAAGGAUGGUAUGCCCGCCCUUGGUUUUCGUUCCUCUCGCCGAAGCCGAAGCGAUGUAUGCCUCUUCCAGACGUUGA
Pleurotus ostreatus (oyster mushroom) is the source of this 1143-nucleotide messenger RNA. RefSeq lists its product as uncharacterized. NCBI's taxonomy places the organism in Eukaryota, Fungi, Basidiomycota, Agaricomycetes, Agaricales, Pleurotaceae. The coding region runs from base 1 to 1143 and encodes 380 amino acids. The record is from RefSeq and is a predicted model, not a curated record. The transcript has 3 exons.